Messenger RNA from Colius striatus (speckled mousebird), 6093 nucleotides. It is a transcript of the gene ENAH, whose product is annotated as ENAH actin regulator. Gene Ontology annotation, molecular function: profilin binding; SH3 domain binding. Lineage: Eukaryota; Metazoa; Chordata; Aves; Coliiformes; Coliidae. Gene Ontology annotation, biological process: axon guidance; actin polymerization or depolymerization; actin polymerization-dependent cell motility. The record is from RefSeq and is a predicted model, not a curated record. Bases 262 to 2679 code for a protein of 805 amino acids. The transcript has 16 exons.
UUUCCCGCGCGUUGGUUCGCUCCUCCCCGCCCCUUUCCCCCACCUCCCUCGUCCCCUCCCACCCCUCGGCUCCCCGCGGUGGUCUGGCCCGGCCCGGCGGCGGCGGGAGCGGCGGAGACGGGCGGGGAGGUGCUGGCGGCCGGGGGUCUCGCUGUCCCUUGACGCGCCGGCCCCUGCGGAGCGGCGAAGAGCGGAGCGGGGCGGGGGAGAGAACGGAGCGAGCGAGGAAGCGGGAGCGGCUCCCUGACCCCGGGCAGCACCAUGAGUGAACAAAGCAUCUGCCAAGCACGAGCUGCUGUGAUGGUCUACGAUGAUGCCAAUAAGAAAUGGGUACCAGCUGGUGGAUCAACUGGAUUCAGCAGAGUUCACAUAUAUCACCACACAGGCAACAACACAUUCAGAGUAGUGGGCAGGAAGAUUCAAGAUCAUCAGGUUGUAAUAAAUUGUGCCAUUCCGAAGGGGCUGAAGUACAAUCAGGCUACACAGACCUUCCACCAGUGGCGUGAUGCUAGGCAGGUGUAUGGUCUGAAUUUUGGCAGCAAAGAAGAUGCCAAUGUCUUUGCAAGUGCCAUGAUGCAUGCCUUAGAAGUAUUAAAUUCACAGGAAGCUGUGUUCUAUUUAGGUCCUACAUUGCCUCGACAGAAUUCACAGCUUCCCUCUCAAGUACAAAAUGGUCCAUCACAAGAAGAACUGGAAAUCCAGAGAAGACAGUUGCAAGAGCAACAGAGGCAGAAGGAGCUGGAACGGGAGAGGCUGGAUCGUGAACGAAUGGAACGGGAGAGGCUGGAGAGAGAGAGGCUAGAAAGGGAAAGACUUGAAAGAGAGCGCCUAGAACAGGAACAACUGGAGAGAGAACGGCAAGAAAGGGAACGGCAAGAGCGCCUAGAAAGGGAGAGACAAGAGAAGGAGAGGCAGGAUCGAGAAAGACUUGAACGACUUGAACGAGAAAGGCAAGAAAGAGAACGGCAAGAACAGUUGGAAAGGGAACAAUUGGAAUGGGAAAGAGAGAGAAGAAUUUCAAAUGCUGCUCCAUCUUUCGACAGCUCCCCGUAUAGCACUCCACUUCCUGAAUACUCCAGUUGCCAGCCUCCUUCAGCACCUCCUCCAUCAUAUGCAAAAGCAGUCUCAGCACCAAUGUCAGAGGCCACACCGGAGUACGCUGUAGUGACUUCUGCACCACCGACUUCCACUCCCCCUACACCGCCUCUAAGGCACUCUGCAUCACGUUUUGCUACAUCUUUAGGCUCAGCUUUCCACCCUGUUCUCCCCCAUUAUGCUACGGUUCCUCGUCCACUGAACAAAAGUUCUCGGCCCCCUUCUCCAGUCAAUGCCCCAGCAACUUUGCCUCCAAAUACAAAGCCUGUUGCCUGGUCCGCGCCCAGUUUUGCCCCCCUUCCCCCAUCUCCUCCAGUAAUGAUAAGCAGUCCACCAGGCAAAGCUACUGGUCCGAGACCUGUUCUCCCCGUGUCGGCUUCUAAUCCAGCGAACCAAAUGUCCACGUCUCCCACAGCUCCUAAUGGGCUUCCUGAAAACCUGGCUUAUCCGGUUCCUUCUCCUUCUACCUCAGGUCCAACUCCGCCUCCGCCACCUCCUCCUCCCCCACUGCCUUCCUUUCCGCCUCUGUCACUUUCUGGACCUCAAGCUUCUCCUUCUCCCAACUCCCCGAAUGCCUCGACUCCCUCAUCCAAGCCUAGUGUUCUCCCUUCUCCCUCUGCAGCUACCCCUGCCUCUGUUGAGAACUCUCUAAACUCUGUGCUGGGAGACUCCUCUGCUUCUGAGCCAGUCUUGCAGGCAGCCUCUCAGCCGAUUGAACCUACGACCCAGCAGGGUGUUGUCCAAGGACCACCUGCACCUCCUCCCCCACCCCCUCUACCCUCUGGCCCAGCUCAGUCUUCGGUAGCAGCCCCACCUCCUCCUGGCCCACCACCACCACCUCCUCUUCCACCUUCAGGGCCACCACCACCACCACCACCUCCUCCACUUCCUAGCCAAGUUCCUCCUGUUCCCCUUCCACCUCCUGCUCCCCCACUCCCCGCCUCUGGAUUUUCAGUGGGAUUUGUGUCUGAAGAAAAUCGCCCUUUAACUGGACUAGCAGCUGCACUUGCUGGAGCCAAACUUAGGAAAGUCUCACGGGGUGAAGACUCCUCCAGUUCAAGUGGAGGAGGAGGAGGCUCUGCUUCAUCUAAAACAGACAGUGGCCGUGGAAAUGGACCACUUCCCUUGGGAGGCAGUGGGUUGAUGGAAGAAAUGAGUGCCCUGCUGGCCAGGAGGAGAAGAAUUGCUGAAAAGGGAUCAACAGAACCAGAACAGAAAGACGAUAAAACUGAAGAAUCAGAGUCUUCAACUUCUAAGGUUUCUUCAACAAGCACACCUGAACUAACAAGAAAACCUUGGGAAAGAACAAAUACAGUGAAUGGAAGCAAAUCGCCUGUUAUCUCCAGACGGGAAUCUCCGUGGAAAAAUCUGAUUGCUUCUGAAAACAGGUUCUAUGAUUCAUUAAACAGACCAAAAUCUACACCAACGGGGCAACCCAGUGCCAAUGGAGUACAGUCAGAAGGUCUAGAUUAUGACAGAUUGAAGCAGGACAUUUUAGAUGAAAUGAGGAAGGAGUUAACGAAAUUAAAGGAAGAACUUAUUGAUGCUAUCAGACAGGAGCUCAGCAAGUCGAAUACUGCAUAGAAAGACUAGUACUAAGCCGAUGUGACUCUUUAACUUCGUAUAAAACUGACUACGUUUGUGAGCUGUUAGAAGAAAAUGGAGACAGAGAGAGACACUUGGAAGGAGGGAGGAACAACCUAUUCUGAAAAGCUUCAGACACAUCACUCUGGUGAUAUGCUAAUCCCCUCCUAGUUUGCAGCUUUUUUCUGACCUUUACAGCAGGGUGGAAAAGACUCUUAAAGUUACUGUAAUGAUUAUGCAGAAAUUCCUACACCUAUCAGACAAGAUCACAGUGCUUUGAAGUCUACUCAUGUCAAGAUAAAAUUGCACAUGUUUCAGAAUUUGUUGUUAAGACAAAAAAAAAACCAAACAGGGAAAAGCUUGGGAAGGCUUUUCAGAGAGGUUUUCUUUAUUAAUGAAGGAGUUAGCAAGUUAUACUGUUGUACUUCAAAUGUAUCUCAGGUUUGUCUUCCUAUCAUAUCUGAUAUUUCCAUGAAUAAUUUAAGAGAUCAGAUGUGUAGAAGUUCAGUUCACAAAACGUGGAACAAUUAGAAAUGCGUGCUUUUAAAGGGCAAUAUUUGUAAGUGAAUGGCCUAGACAGUGACGGCAUAUCAAGAUUUUGGAAUUUUAUGAUAGGAAGCCUCUCUAGUUAGCCUUCAUGCAAUUUUAUAGGAAAACUAAAAAAGCAAAUACAGUCCAGAGUUUAAAGAUGUAGAUGCCUUCCUACAUUGUUACGAUGCUUUACCAAAUCUAAGACUUCUACAUAAUGCGAAUCAGCAGUCAAAUGUAAAUCAUUAGUAUGUUGUAGAUUUACAGUAGAUUUUGGGGCUUUUUUUAGAUUUAUGCAUGUGGACAUUUUUGUAAUGUAACACAACACAGCCAGCUUUUUAAUUAAAAGAAAAAUUGCAUGUCACAGAGUAGCCUUUUCAUUUGUAAGGCUUAAUUUAUGCCCAGAAAGAUGCGGGAUGAGGGAGGGGGAAGGUGACACAUUUUUAUUACUUUCUACGCUUUUUCUUCAUCUUACAUGCAUGUGUAAUAAUGAGGAAAACGUGACUUUUAUCAGUAACCAUGUUAAUGGAACCAGGUACUUAAUCCUUUUGUAUCUUUUUUCAGUUUUUCUAUUUGAAAUUCAGUAAUACUUCUGUAAUGAUUCUGAACCUAACUCAUUUCUUGGUGAGAGAACAAACAUGUAGGCAUCUGAAUUGCUGAGGAUGCCCUGUGUAAGUGCGUUGUCCUUGACCUUUUUACCAUGACCCUCUGCUUCGCUCUUCUCCGAGACUCCUUUUUUUGAUGGUUCAAUGCAGCAGGACGGCAGUUAGUUACCUUAGAACAACAGAGCAUCAAGUCACAGUAAAUGUCCCCUUUUCCUCCUAAUUUAUCUGCCACCCUCCUUCCGAAGUACAAAACCAACAAAAAACCCCCAGCUCCACACCACCCAAACCCUGUAAAACAGCAAUGGUAUGUCAUUGGUUUCGGUCAACAAUCAGAAGCAUUUUUAGCAGAGGUUAUACCUUUCUGUUUCCCAGGGUGGGAUUUCAGAUUUUAUGCUUGUAAAUUUAUGUUUUAAUUUUUCUUUUUAACAUGGUACUGUUCAGUGGAAUAGAAAUCCUGUGAAUUGGAUCUGUAGUGCUUCAAACAAAGAACAUGGAUGGAAAACUUCCCUUUUCCUUUGCACUGUCAGUUUUUCUGAGCCGUAACAGUGACAUGUUUGCUUUGGGAUCUGUGCUGAUACGAAAGAGGAGUUUGCUUAGAGCUUUUGGAGACAUCAGUGUUUCAGCUUUAAAGUAUAUGCACUUCAUUUGUAAGACAAAUGCUUUCAGUAACAUCUUAUCUUAAGUGCUGAACACCAAAGCAAAACAUCACUUACAGCUUUGGAAAGGCUUUGACAGGAAAUUUUUCUCCAAUUCAAACAUUUUGUGUUUCUAUAGGUUCAAAUUCUAAGAGAAGACCACAGUGGAAAUAUUGCCUAACUCUAUUAAUCAUUUUUCUAAAAGAUAAGAAACAAGACCAUUUUUUCUGCAUGUGUUUAUUGAAGACAUUAAAAGAAACCCGUAGCAAGCUUGCCAAGCACUGUUUUUCUCAAAACAAGAGGAGGCAUUUUCAUCUUUGUUAAUGUAACUUUUUUUGGUUUUACACAGACUUUUUGAGUAGUAAGGAAGUUCACCCUUGUCAGAAAUCAUGUUUAACUUGUUUCUAGGAGACUUCAGGAGUAGCAUAGUGGAAUAGCGUGAAUGGGUGUAAGUGGUCCAAAAUUAAAGGCUGAACUACUAGGUUGUGCAAGGAACUGGUUUAUGCACUAAACGUUUUGUGCCUUGGUCUACAAUUAACAUGAUUUCUGUUUAAAAGAAAAAGGAACAGAUGUCGUUUUUUGUGCUGCUUCUACAUACAUACUUUCUGUAAUCCCAAACUGCCGAAUCGGUUCUUUCCAGAAAAUAGGAUUGAAUUAAAGAUUUCUGUAGACAUUUCUUGUCCUACUGACAGUUGCAUCGUUUCCAGAGAUUUCAGUAUUGAAAACGAACUGCAGAAGCUGAGAUUACUUUGCUUACUGGUAACUAAGUUCUUUACAAACCGUAUUGUGGUGGUUCUGUGCUUUUUGUACAACGGAUGUCUUAAGCUGAGGGCAGUUUUAAGGGAGCCUUUCUAACGCCAGGAAGGUGUCGCUUUCCUCAACACUGUGAUCUGACAUGUGAUAAACCUGCACUAUAGACAAGUGGCUACUAAGUCAACUGCAAACAACUGAAUGUAAAAAAUCGUAGUGCUGGUGCUGAAAUCUCUUCAGAUAGUCAUAAUGAUUUCCAGUUCUUUGUUUUUAAAAGUUAUUGAGCAUCAAGUGUCAAUCAAAGACUGAAGAUGAUCACUAAUGAAUGUUGACUUUUCAUGCAUUUAGGUUUACCUUCUUUUUAGUUUCUCGGUUCAUUCUCUGCUAUUUUUAUCAUAUUGUGUCAUUUUAAAUUUCUUACAUGCUAACGUUUUGUUUGAGCGAAUGAAAUAAAAUUGCAAUAUAUACAUGUUGCCACCAUUUAUUUCUGGAAACUUGUAGAAGACUCCUUGAGGUUUACUAUUCGAAUUCCUAAAAAUUUUAAUGACUUUGAUCAUUCUUUACUCCUUGAUUCCAUCCCUCCUUUCUGUUUCUCCGUCAGAAGACUCAGAAGAGAAGCAAAGACUUACGUUAACGCUGAAUGUAAUUGCAGGGACUCUGUAACAUUCAUGGACUGCUGUACAUGAAUUAAAAUCCAUUUUCAAUGUAUGAUUUGAUUUAUGUUCUCACACAGCGUACACUUUGGUCUCUGUAUUCAGAGAAAACUUGGUGAAGAGAAAGAGGGGCAAAAAAACAGGGGGAAAAAUAAUAGCAGUUAAUCAGACUUUUUCUCUUGCUGCUUUUAUGUUCAUGACACAUUCUCAAUACCGCUAAUAAAGAAAAACAACCGUGAAAGA